Tuber aestivum (summer truffle) is the source of this 6317-nucleotide messenger RNA. NCBI's taxonomy places the organism in Eukaryota, Fungi, Ascomycota, Pezizomycetes, Pezizales, Tuberaceae. The record is from the annotation of a GenBank genome assembly.
AUGAUCAGCACAAUCCCACAUGUGCAAUCCCGAGGAUCCUAAAGUCCCUUGAACGCUACUCGUAAGCGUCCCCGCCCCCUCUCUACUGCUGAGUCCUCAUGAGAGGUCUAGGCUUCCCAGGAUUCAACUCAACACCUGUCUUGGCGGCAUCUUCAGAUUGAUUGAUGACGCGAUUUUAAAUUCAAGUCUAGGCUCAAUUGAACGUUCACAUAAUUCCCGGGUACGGUAUGCAUUUAUCCGCAAAGUUGGCCGAAUCCCUUAACCUGUUUUCGGGCAACGGUUUCGUUCCACCUCCGAACUCCGGGGGGCGUAAACAGUGGUUUAUCUUCCUCAACUGGGGCAAGGUUAAGUUCGUUGAUUGGAUGGGACAGCGCCAUGUGAGUGAGCCUACCGUAUUCUUUUGAUGGGUGAUAUCGGUUCUGGGACUAACCGGGGGUGAUAGUCCUACCUAUCGCUGCGCCAAAAGCGUGAAAUGCGGUGGGUGUGAUGGAAUUCUGGUUGCUUCCGUGAUUACGAGUACUGCACAGUACCGUUAGUUGGGAACAAGAUUGUUUGCUUACCCCCCUUGGCCUAGAUAAAAAUACCCCUCUUCUGCCCCCACCAAGCAACCGACUCCUCUUCUCUCUUUCUUCCCUCCGCCUUUUCUUUCCUGAUCACGCUACACACCACAUCAUUGCUCUACUACCAAAAAAAAAGCGCCAAACAACCUCACUUUGAUCAAAAUGGUUAAGGCUGGUGAGUGCUCCCUGAGUUUGUUUGUGUGAUACUUGCUAUUUUUUUAUCUUUUUUGUAUUAAUUAUUGGGACUCUUUCAUCCUUUGAAAGUUUCUUUCGUUUCUAUUUUGAUUUCACCGCUGUUUCGUUUUAAUAGAGCAAUCUUUGCUGAUCCGAUAUAUGGCAGUCGCCGUCGUCCGUGGAGACUCCAACGUCUCUGGAACCGUUACCUUCUCCCAGGAGAGCGAAACCUCUCCCACCGUUAUCACCUAUAGACUCACUGGCAACGACCCUAAUGCCCAGCGUGGUAUGCACAUCCACGAGUUCGGUGACAACACCAACGGGUGUACUUCUGCAGGAGCUCAUUUCAACCCCUUUGGCAAGACCCACGGCGCUCCCUCCGAUGAGGAGAGGCACGUUGGGGACUUGGGUAACAUCCAGACUGAUGCUCAAGGCAAUGCUGAGGGAAGUGUCGAGGAUAAUCUCAUCAAGUUGAUUGGCCCUGAGAGCAUUCUAGGGGUAUGUUUGUCAUUUGCCUGGGGAGGAGCGUAAACGAAGAUGGUGAGAAGCUGACCGAUAUUUCUAGCGCACCAUUGUUGUUCACGGUGGCACCGACGAUUUGGGCAGAGGUGAUAACGCCGAAUCCAAGAAGACCGGAAACGCUGGUCCUCGCCCUGCCUGCGGCAGGUCCCCCCACCCUUUUGCUUAAUUUCUAUCCGUUUGUAUCUGUUAACUUGUGCCCUUUAGGUGUUGUCGGAAUCUCCGCUUAGGUUACAGCGGAAGUAGGAGAGGCGUUGCUUGAGCAAGUUGGGGUUUAAUAUUCGUUGAGCUGUCCUCGGUACUAGCUAGGGCUUACAUCUAAUGAAAUAUCUCUAACCUUGUCAAAACUACAAUUAUUGAGCCGUGUUGGCUGCCUCAUGGGGUUUAUUUUUAUUGUCCAUAUGACGCAUGGCACUGACCUGUUGCAAUUACGCCAUUAACGUAAUUUGUGAGGGCCAAUUUGGCGGACUCUUUGGUAAUCUCCUCCACGCACCACACCGGCGGGCACGUGCAGUGGAUACGGGGAGGUGGGUUGUCGAUUUAUAAGCUUGGUUGGCAGGACUAAGCCUAUAGGAAGGUUUGUUCACUUAUUUGCGCAUCUCAUAACUAAUUAGAUUAUGAGAUGAGACCUCAUCGGGGGGUGCAUGCAUCAUCACUCGAAUCCUGGGUAUCAUUAUUAGCUAGGUCCGAUAGCGCUCCCGCACAGGGUUACACACAUCCCUUGUGCUCAGGCGAUAGUGGUACAGGGCAGAUAUUCUACGGGUACCAAAAUUUGAGACAUACUAUCCUCGCUUGAUGGUACAAGUAGCUGGGUUACUGGUUGAAAGUAUGCGUUAAUACUGAUAAAUUUUAUUGUUUUUUUUACCUCAAACAGAUCAAUAGUACCGUACAAGUACCGUAUUCUGUGCAUUUUCUAUGUGUGGACCCUUUCAGGGCUAGGGUAGCUUCCCCACGUUUUGUAAAGUGUCCUCUACGCAUGACAAACGGAAAAAAAAAAAAAAAAAAAUCCAAAGUGUCCUCAGGAGCUCAGCACGUACCUGCGUGAGCAACCUUCCCAACCAAACCAACGCAUCUCUCCUGACAGAUUUCUUGCCCUACACACUCCUCCCCCCUUACAUCCCCUACCAUUCGAAGUCAAUCUGAAUUAAAACUCGGAUUGACAAAGCUCCCUCAUAACAGAUUCUCCCUUAUUGAGAAAAAAUAAUCAUUGGAUUCAAACAACUUGAAGGUUUCCAUCCCCGGCUUUCCCUUUUUCUACUGGGUAGAAGAUGUUCAAUUUUCCCUGGUUUAACCGCCUCGCUAGGGGCUCUUUUGGAUGGUUUGCUAACUUACCUCGAGUUCCGUCGAACCUGACCCAGCCUUUCACAAUCAUCCUGCACUAUUUUCGGUCAACAUGUCUGGCAGCGCUAGGGUAAAGUCUGUCCUGUCGGGGGAUACACUUAUACUCCAGUCUGUAAAAUCAGCUGGUCUGGAAAAAACUUUAGCCCUGGCUUAUGUUUCUGCUCCGAGAUUGAAGCGUGAGGGCGACGAGGUAAGCUGAUAGAAGCAUCUAUUCACUGCAAUCGGGGCCAUGUUGCUAAAUGGUGGCUGUAUUAUUAGCCCUUUGCCUUUCAAUCUCGUGAUUUUCUACGCAAGGCCACGGUUGGAAAGGAAGUCAAGUUUCAGGUUCUCUACACUGUUCCCAAUACCAACAGAGAGUAUGGACUGGUCCUGUUGCCCAAUGGAGAGAGUCUACUUGAGAAGACCGUCUCUGAGGGUUGGGUUAAGGUCCGUGAGGAUGCGGGAAAACGUGAAAACCAGCCUGACAACGAAACUACGAUUGAGAAGCUGAAAGAGUUGGAGGUUACUGCAAGCACUGAACGUAAAGGUGUCUGGUGUGCCUCUGACGAUGGAAGAAUUGAGACCAAUUACGAAUACCCCCCUGCAAGCGAAGCUGUGGGUUUUCUUGAGAAGCACAAGGGACGGACUGUUUCUGGUGGGUUGAUAUGCUUCGAGAGCUUUAUAUUUUAGGUGGUUCAAUUGAGAGAGCUAACCCGGUGAUCAUUUUUAUAGGUAUUAUUGAGAGAGUUAUUGCGGGAGAUAGGGCCGCUAUUAGACUCUUCCUCGGACCUAAGCUUCAUCAAGAACUCGUUGUUCUCAUCGCCGGUGUGAGGACGCCUUUGACAAAGCGUGUAGACGCAUCUGGGAACGAGCAGCUGGCGGAAGAAUACGGGGAGCAAGCCAAGAGCUUCGUCGAGUCCCGUUUGCUGCAACGUUCCGUUGAUGUCACCUUACUCGACUUGAGUCCCCAGUCUCAAUUUAUAGGAAACGUCAUCCACCCACAAAGUGGAAAUAUUGCCGAGGCUCUUCUUAAGCAAGGCCUUGGUAGAUGCCAGGACUUUCAUAGCACGAUGAUUGGGUCUUCUAUGGUUAGGCUUAGGGCUGCAGAGAAGCACGCUAGGGAAAAUAGGCUCCAUUUGUGGAAAGACCAUGUUGUCAAGGUCCCAACUAGCAAUCCCCGGGAUGCUAUCGUUACUAGGAUUGUGAAUGCCGAUACGAUUUUCGUUCGAAAUAAGGCUGGCGUCGAGAAGAAGAUUAACCUUUCUAGUGUUCGACAGCCAAAGUAGGUACCGUCUGAAUGUUUCGAUAUCAGGGACUUUGCUAAUUGUCAGAUAGGCCUACAGAUCCUAAGCAAGCACCUUUCCAGGCCGAGGCUAAGGAAUUUCUGAGAAAGAAAUUAAUUGGCAAACACGUUGUUGUCACCAUUGAUGGAAAACGCGCUGCUACUGAAGGAUAUGAUGAGCGUGAGAUGACAACUGUCAUUUUUAACAAUAAGUAUGCAUUCUCCUUGGUUAGGCUUUAGCUCAACUUACUAAUGUUGUUCUACCACUAGGAAUGUUGCUCUCUCGCUUGUUGAAAAUGGAUGGGCAAGUGCUGUUAAACAUGGGAGGAGGGAUGAGGAUCGUUCGCCUAUUUAUGAUGAACUUCUGGCGGCUGAGGUAGCGGCACAGAGAGAUCAGAAAGGGAUGUACGCCCCCAAGCCGCCUGCAUCUUCUAAGCUCGUUGAAGUUUCAGAAAAUAUCACAAAAGCAAAAGCCUACCUUUCAUUUCUUCAACGUCAGAAGCGUAUCCCUGCAGUGGUAGACUUUGUUUCUUCGGGAUCUAGAUUUAAGGUCAUCAUUCCCCGUGAGAGUGUCCGUCUUACUCUCGUUCUGGGUGGUAUUCGUGCGCCUAGAACUGCUCGCAAUCCAGCCGAGGAGUCAGAGCCCUUUGGUCCAGAAGCCCUGGAAUAUGCGUCGAGGCGGUGCAUGCAGAGAGAUGUUGAGAUUGAUGUAAUUGACAUUGAUCGGGUUGGCGGGUUUAUUGGCACAAUGUACGUCAACCGUGAGAAUGUUGCCAAGGGGCUUGUGGAAGAGGGGCUUGCGGCCGUUCAUCAUUACUCCGCCGAGAAGUCAGGAAAUGGAAAUGAACUUUUUGCUGCUGAAAAGAGGGCCAAAGAGGCAAGGAAGGGGCUUUGGCAUGAUUGGUCCCCUGAGGAUGAUGGAGAGAACAGCUAUGAUUCCCCGGUGAACGUUGUUGCAACCGAAGAGGUCGUUGAACCGAGGACCGAUUAUCGAGAUAUAAUAAUCACAAAUAUUGAUGAUCAGGGAAGGCUGAAGGUUCAGGUUGUGGGAACUGGUACGUAUAUUGGGAAACUUAGGUCGAAUAUCACUGACUUUUUACAGGGACUUCGGCUCUUGAGGAAAUGAUGACUGCCUUUAAGAACUUCCAUCUCUUGCCCCAGAACAACAAAGGACUAGAAGGACCGCCUCGGGUUGGCGAAUUGGUCGCGGCAAAGUUUACAGAUGAUAACUCCUUCUAUCGUGCCCGCGUCCGCCAUGUCAAUCGUGAGGCCAGGGAGGUUGAAGUGAUGUACAUUGAUUACGGUAACUCUGAGAAGCUACCGUUUUCGAGGCUUCGUCCUUUAUCACAGCCUCAGUUUCAAACUGCCAAGUUGAUGCCACAGGCCAUAGAUGCGUCACUCUCUUUCAUACAAUUUCCCACUGUCCUCCACUACGCCCAGGAGUCUGUCGAUGCCCUUGGCCAGAUGACCAAUGGGAAACAAUUGGUUGCCAACGUUGAUUAUGUCGGCUCUGACGGAGCGCUCUACCUCACCUUGUAUGACCCGAAGGAGAGUGAUCGCUCGGAGAGUAGCAUCAACGCAGAGCUGGUAUCUGAGGGAUUAGCCAUGGUUGCUCUGAAGCUGAGACCCUUUGAAAGGGCAUACCCGGCUAAACUCAACACCCUCAAAGAGAGGGAAGCCUUGGCCAAGGGGGAGAGGAAAGGAAUGUGGGAGUAUGGAGGUAUGUAGAUGCCAACUAUCGCGUGCUGUUAUAAGAUAUAUCAUGCAUGAGCUAAUGUGCAUAUAGAUAUUACCGAGGACUAGGUUGAUUUUCAAUGAAUUUCUCUUGUUUUUUCUUACCUUUCCCUACAUUCUGUUUGCAUGUCAGGCGGAAAGAAAAAUUUGUUUCAGGGAUUUUGAGUCACGCAUGGCAUUUCCAGGUUCCUUGAGUGGGGUUUGAAAAGGCGAAAGGUGUAAUGUUUUUUUUUUCUUUUUUCCCUACUACAUAUCAUGAUCAAUUGGGGGUUGACUAUGUGCGCACCUUGCGUUGUUUGUUUGUUACGCGUACCUGGUUGUUAGCGGUUUGAGGUGAUUUUCAGGUGAGAGUGAGGAUUGGUCUCGGGUUUUGUUGCCCUAGUGUGUUAGGGCAACCUCAGUAUUCUCGCUAGCUGCUUUUCCCUGGCCGCAAGGGGGUUUUUUUUUUUUACUGUGAAUUUGAUUGCUGCAAGUGGUUUUUCGCUUGUGACGUUGCUAAUUUGUCUUCCUUGUGGCUGGAGUGUUGGUAUGGUGGGAGAAAGGGGGGGAGAGGUAUACCUGAUAUCGUUGAUUUCUAGCUUUGUAGAAUAACGUUGCUCCCACUUUCAACUAAAGCACUUACCGGCUAUGAGACAAACGAGUGACAUAUAAUGAUCACAAUAAGGUGUUCAAAAUACAUACACUAGUCUAGUUGAGAACUGAGCGAGGGAAAAAAAAAAAAAAAAAAC